UUUGCAUUGUAGAAGCGUUGAGCUGACGUCACUUCUGUUGAGUUGCUGUGAGUGAAGCAGCGGAGAGUCUCUUCAAUCUGCGACCAGACACCAACACAUUCAGUCACACUCCCAUCCGGACUCAUUAUACUGAACACAUUCUCCCUUUAACAUCCCUCAAACUGCGCAAAACUGGGAAGUAAAUUAACAAAGUGUUUUUUUAAAGGAAUACAGCAAUUUUCGACGACAAGGUGCAGAGCAGUGAUGUCACAAAACUGAGGACGGUCUCAUUCAAACAUGGAGUUUGGAGAGCGGCUGGCCUCCCCAUCGUCAGCCCCGUCCUCCCUUCACAUGGCCUCAUCUUCAGCCAGCUCCUCCCCUGCUCCACCCCAGACACCCUCCACAAAGAGCAGCCCGGCCCCGAGCCCCGCAGGCAGCUCCCCUCUCACCACCUGUGGCCAUCUGCUCCAGGUAACCGGGGAUGAACGUCUAAAUAUGUCUGGCAGCUCCAAUGGUUUUCCUCUGGUCAGCAGUCCUGCUUUUGGCCUCUACACGUCAAGUUCAGGCCGCUCUGACUUUGGAGGCCUCGGGACUCUGGGUCUGUCUGCCUUGGCGGCUCACUCCCAGUUUGGUGCAUUUCCAGACUGGUGGCGGCCAUCUGAGGCACAUACCAGAGGAGCACCAGCCUUCUUCCCUCCUCUUCUGGGUCUGCAUCCUGUAUUUGCAUCAGCCUUCAAAAGCCAAGAUCCCAUUCACUUGCAAUCACGUAAAUCAGUUCCCGUAGGCGUAAUUGGAACAGUGAAUGGUAGGAGUGCUUCUUCUCCUACUGGGAACUCUACUGUGAACACCAGUUCAUUUCCAACUAAGGGGAGCACGGAGAAAACUAAAGCCAACAGUAGUCGGAGUCAAAAGAGCAGCCAGGACCUCAGCCAACUGCACCAGAAGAUCAUUCAGAAAACAAAAGAAAAGAAACCCAACAAAAGACCACUGGAGACCUCCAGCAUGAGUGGCAGCCAAUCAGGAUCAUUGUCAGAUAGCUCCAGUGAUGGUGAGGAGAGCAGCAGUGAUCCUGAUGACAUGGAGGAAGAGGAGGAGGAAGACAAUGAUGAAGACGAGGACGAUCAGAGCAAUGACAGUGAGGGCUCUGACUCGGAAAAAGACAGUCACGUGAAAAAGAAAGUGAAGCGGCUGACACAGAACACUUCCGAGAGUAAAAAGAAGAGACCUGGCACCGCCGAUGGAAAUACAACUCAAGACAGUCACGGUGACGCCGUUCCCUCGACUUCCCCGUACCGCCUGCAGUCUUCUCAUCCCUCCGGCCUGUCACAGGCUGCAGCACUGUUCCUCCAAAGCUCCAGGACUGCAGAGGAGGGAGGCCAGCAGCACAUCAGUGUCAUCCAGGCCACGGGGCUGGCAGCCGGCAACGGUCCCCUAGCACCAUCCCACAGGGAGGCUUCUCCUCUGCCGUCCAGGUCCUCACCCAACCCUUUCUCCUUCUCCUUCUCCUUGUCCAGCUCACUUAAACACUUAGACACUUCCAUCUCAUCAAAGCGCUCCUCUCAGUCGUCCUCGGCAACACAACACCGCUCUGUCUUCUCCUCUCCCGAACAUCUUGCUCUCUGUUCCCUUUCAAAGUCUCUGUGUUCCUCACCCAGGCCUCUCUCCCUCUCUUCUUUACCCAGACCACCUACACUGCUAGCCUCACAAAAGCCUCCACAUAAACCCAAAUUCCUGAUGCCCUCUGUGAAGCACGCCCAGCCAGCUGAUGGCACGAAGGAGUGCAGUGGAAACCUGUCGGAGGAAAGAUUGUUACACUUAAACAGAUUUAAGUUAAAACAGCCCCUCCACUCCAAGGACUCCGUGAAACAAGCUCUUUCUCUGGGACCUAAGAGCCAGAACCGCAAUGACAACAACCUGUUCCUGAACCACCACCUUAAUGGAGUGAUGCACAGUGCAGUUCAGGAUGCCCCUUUGGCCCUCAUCACCAAACCCCGCAGCCAGAGGAGCAGCCCCAGUAGUAAGCUCCUCCACCAGGGAGCCGCCAGCCCUCCCUGUCCCAUGCCCAUGAACCUGAGCAUGGGCACUAAGGAGAUGUCAGGCAGCUCCGCUUCCUCACUUAAAUCUUCGGCCUCAUCGGGCCUUGCUCACAAACCGAGGAAGACGAGCACUCCGAAGUGUGUGCGUGCAGGAAAGAGCCUCUCAAAAAGCAACGCAUCCUGUCCACCUCUAGACUCGCUCAGAGGAAGUGAGUCUGAUAUCCACAGCAGCAAGGAUUCAGACGACUCUUUAGGAGACGACUUGGAUGACGAUGAUGAAGAUGAUGAAGAUGAUAUGAAAGAUGAAGAUUCUGGCAGUAGCCUGUCAGAGUCUGAGAGUAAUCUGGACAGUGACUCUGACGGCUCUGAGGAUGAUCUGAAGGAGCAUGGCGAGACAGAAGCAGACAGCGAUGCAGAAAUGAGUCCACUGAAACUCACCAAAGCGUCCUCAUCUUCUCACAAGUCCUCCUCAGACCUCUCGGCCAACUGCUCCCUGCUCAACCUGCAGAUCAUCAAGCCUCCUAGUUUACCCAGUGGCCUCCUAACCUCCGGCCCAGUGACCAGCUCAGGAGCCAUGAGUAACCACAGCAACCGAUCGCCAUCCUUCAUGUUCGCCUCAAUACCAGGCACGGGGAAAAGGAGGAGAGUAACAGAUGAGAGAGUUCUGCGGCUGCCUCUUGAGUUCGGGUGGCAGAGAGAGACCCGAAUCAGGACCGUGUCAGGUCGUCUGCAAGGAGAGGUGGCUUACUUUGCUCCGUGUGGGAAGAAGCUGCGUCAGUAUCCUGAUGUAAUGAAGUACUUACUCCGGAAUGGAAUAACUGAAAUCUCACGGGAUAAUUUCAGCUUCAGUACAAAAAUUAAAGUUGGUGACUUCUAUGAAGCCAGAGAAGCACCAGAGGGCGUUCAGUGGUUCUUGCUGACUGAGGAGGAGAUCGGGCCCAGCAUCAUAGCGAUGGACGGGAGACGCAGCCGUGGUCGCUGCACGCAGUCUGAGCGCCGGCAUUUAGGCGACGGUGCCGGGGCCAGACAGUGGAAGUCUCAUCCUCUUAAUAUUGGUGAAACUAACUUCCAAGAUGUCAGUGAUGCGAAGUUGCUGCGCAAACUGGAGGCUCAAGAGAUCGCUCGGCAGGCUGCUCAGAUCAAAAUGAUGAGAAAACUUGAGAAGCAGGCCAUGGCACAAGCAGCCAGAGAGGCAAGGAAGCAACAAGCGAUGAUGGCUGCAGAGGAGAGGCGGAAAAAGAGGGAGCAGAUGAAGAUUCUUAAACAGCAAGAGAAGAUCAAGCGCAUUCAGCAAAUUCGUAUGGAGAAAGAACUCCGUGCACAGCAAAUUCUCGAGGCGAAAAAGAGGAAGAAAGAAGAAGCAGCCAAUGCCAAAAUAUUGGAGAUUGAGAAGCGAAACAAGGAGAAGGAGAUACGAAGACUGCAAGCGGUCAUACUGAAGCACCAGGAGUUGGAGAGGCAUAGACUAGAUAUGGAGAGGGAAAGACGCAGGCAGCACAUGAUGCUCAUGAAGGCUGUGGAGGCCCGCAAGAAGGCAGAGGAGAAAGAGCGUGUGAAGAAAGAGAAGAAGGAUGAGAAACGGUUAAACAAGGAGAGGAAACUGGAGCUCAGAAGACUGGAACUGGAAAAAGCAAAGGAGCUGAAGAAACCAAAUGAAGACAUGUGUUUAGCGGAUCAUAAGCCACUUCCAGAGUUGUCCCGAAUCGCUGGUUUAGUUCUACCAGGAAGCACCUUCUCCGACUGCCUGAUGGUGCUGCAGUUUCUGCGCAGCUUUGGGAAGGUCCUCAGGUUAGACAUCAAUCCAAACAUGCUCAACCUGAGUGACCUUCAAGAGGGCUUGCUCAACACUGGGGACAGUAUGGGCAAGGUGCAGGACCUGCUGGUGAGCAUGCUCUCUGCAGCUGUGUGUGACCCGGGUAUACCUGCAGGGCACAAGAACAAGACCGCCUUAGGGGACCACCUGACUAACGUGGGGAUCAACCGAGACAACGUGUCUGAGAUCCUGCAGAUCUAUAUGGAGGCUCACUGUGAGCAGACAGAGCUGACUGCCCUGGCCUUCAGCCUCAGGACCAAAGCCUUUCAGGCCCACAGCCCGUCACAGAAGGCCUCCAUGCUCGCAUUCCUGGUUAAUGAGCUCUGCUGCAGUAAGGCUGUGAUCAGUGAGAUCGACAAAAACAUAGAUCACAUGACCAACCUGAGGAAGGAUAAGUGGGUUGUAGAGGGAAAACUUCGCAAACUGAGGAGCAUUCAUGCCAAGAAGACGGGGAAGAGAGACAGCAGCGUGGGGGGAGAGGACAGCCACACCUUCGUCAUCCCCACUGUCAGAAACAAAUGCAAGAGGAAAGAAGGGGACAGUGAGGAGGAAGAGGACGAGGAUGACGACAGUGAAGACCAAGGAGACGAUGACGACGACGAGGAGGAAGAGUCGGGGGGAAAGAAGGGGAAGAAAGCAGAGAUCUGUGAAGAGGAGGACGACAGUGUGCACUCAGCCAGCAUGGAGGAGCUGGAGAGACAGAUAGAGAAAACAUACAAGCAACAGAGUCAGAUCAGACAGAAGUUAUUUGAUGCGUCUCACUCUCUGCGCUCCAUGACGAUUGGACAGGACCGAUACAAGAGACGUUACUGGGUCUUUCCGCACUGCAGCGGCAUCUUCGUGGAAGGCAUGGAGAGCGGAGAAGGUUGUGAAGAGGCGGAGAAGGAACAGACAAGACAGAGCUCCGCUCAAGUGACCAGGAUAAAAGAAGAAGAGCCUGAAGAGACUAAGAAGCCAGCGGUCUGCAGCCCCGCGCAGAGCACAGACGGCAGUAUAACCACACCAGAGAGCCAGCAGGACAAGGACAGCCUCAAUCUCUUCCUCCAGAAACCUGGCUCCUUCUCAAAGCUCAGCAAACUCCUUGAAGUUGCCAAAAUGGCUCAAGAUUCAGACAUCAAUUCUCACAACAGUCACUCUGCUAAAGUCCCCACCACUGCACCUUAUCCUUCAUAUCCCACCUCUCAGACAGCCACUAUGCAGCAGGGACUGAUGGAUAAAACAGAUACUUUAGUGCCAUCUCUGCUUAACGCCCCCCAGCUCAGAAGUAGUCCCUGGAUAACCUGCAGCCCGCAGUCUAUCCUCCACGACGACCAUCCCUCCAAGAUCCUGAUGGAAAAGAGCAACCAGUGGUUUAGCCUCCUGCCUCGCUCUCCUUGCGACGAAUCCUCCUUCACCUCCGGCUCCAGCCCUCCAGCCUCCUCCUCCCCACUUCAGAACACCAAAUCCCCCUCCUCCCUCUCCCCUAAUCCUCGAGCUGCAGCCAGUUCCAGUUCUCCUGCUGGGAUCAAUAACAUGCAGCCGUCUGUCCUUCAGCAAAAGUCUGGCAUUCAUCAAAGCAGACUGACCCAGUGUGACGUGUCCAGUCCCAGUAUGCGCUUCUCUGGUCUCUGGACUUCACUACCCCCCAUGCAGGAUCAGGAAUCCCAGCAUGCAGAGAGUAAUGACAGCAGGGUCCUCUUCCUGGCAAAUAACAACUCUGUCAACAAGAGUGAGACCCCAGAGCCCCUGAGUGACAGGCCUGAUAGUGGCUCAUUCCCCGCUGUGGAAGGGGCCAAAACCCAGGACUACCCGAGUCCUCAGCCGAUCCCCGAGGAGAUGCUGUGUGGCUGGUGGAGGGUGGCAGACAGGGAGGAACUGCACAGUCUGGUCACGGCCCUCCACAGUCGAGGCAUCAGAGAGAAGGCCCUGCAGAAACAGAUCCAAAAACAUAUGGAGUAUACCACCCAGCUCUGUGCCAACAGCAAAGAUGGGAUCGAUGUGGCAAAGCUGGAGAAGCAGGAGGUGAAUGAGGAGACCGUGGCCACUUGGUGUGUUGAGGAGCAGGCCAUGGAGGUGGACAUCAGCCUGCUGCAGCACGUCGAGGCUCUGGAGAGGAAAGUCGUCUCUGCUGGCCUUCAGGUCAAGGGUUGGAUGUGUCCCGAGCCCCAGUCAGAACAAGAUGAUCUGGUGUAUCAUGAACACAAGCUCUUAUCUUCCCCUGCUCCAGAGAAGAAAGGACAGAGGGAAACCAGCCAGGAGGAACUUCCUGGCACCAUAGUGCGACGGCCCGACAAUCCCCUUGAUAUAGCUGUCAUCAGGCUGGCAGAGCUGGAGAGGAACAUCGAGCGAAGCAGUGAGGAGGAGGUGGCGCCGGGGAUGAAGCUGUGGCGUAAAGCCAUCAAUGACGUCCGCAGCUCAGCUCAGCUCUCACUCUGCAUUCAGCAGCUGCAGAAGUCCAUCGCCUGGGAGCGAUCCAUCAUGAAAGUGCACUGCCAGCUCUGUCGAAAGGGGGAUAAUGAAGAACUGCUGUUACUCUGUGACGGCUGUGACAAAGGCUGCCACACUUACUGCCACAAACCCAAGAUCACCACAGUACCUGACGGGGACUGGUUUUGUCCCACUUGUGUAGCGAAGGAGAGCGGUCAAUCCCCACGGAGCAGGAAUCAACAGAGCCGAACAGCUGGAGGAGGGAAGAAAGGCAGCGAGGUAAAACGAAACAGCAAGCCAUCUGUGGUAGGAGAGCUCAUCAAAGAAGAGGCUGCCAGCAGCAACAUCGUGCCAAAGAGAGGUACCAAGGAGUUCAAAAAGAGAAAAGGAGACGACAGCCCGCCCAGCUCCCAGUGCGGCCAUGACAGCCCUGUGUCUUGUGGGAAAAAAGCCAAAACGGCCAAAGACAACAACACAAAUGGGCUGGCGACAUGCCGAGUGCUGCUGGCUGAGCUGGAGGCCCAUCAGGACGCUUGGCCCUUCCUCACGCCUGUCAACCAGAAAGCCGUCCCUGGAUACAGAAAGGUCAUCAGGAAGCCGAUGGACUUCUCCACCAUCAGAGAGAAGCUCACCAACCACCAGUACUUGAGUUUGGAAACUUUCAUCGUUGACGUGAACCUGGUCUUUGAUAACUGUGAAAAAUUUAACGAAGAUGAUUCGGAAAUUGGACGAGCCGGCCACAGCAUGAGGAGAUUUUUUGACAAACGAUGGACUGAACUGCUGGAGUAAAGCAUUUCCAGCGUUGACCUUCUACGCUCCUCUCUACAUAUCAAACUUCAUUUUCGGUGUAAGAGGCCUUCUCUUCACCUCAGACACUAAAUCAAUAAAAAAAAGUUCUAAUAAUAACACUGACGUGCAAUGUGAAAGGACAAAUUCUCCUGCUGAGAAAACACACUUCAUGGAUUCGUAUCUUAAAGUGCAAUACUGUUUUCUUUAUCAAAACGCACUGACUCUUGGACUCAAUAUUGUAUUUGGGAAUUAAAUAUUUCCACAGUAGAUAGGCCUUUGGCUUUUUUUUUUAUAUCAUCAGUACUUUAGUGUAUAUGUGUGUAUUUAUUUUCUCAAGUAUUUAUGUCCACUCAGUCUUUUCUAAGAAAACGUAGGAAAUGGCAACCAGCUUUAAAAAAAAAACAACAACAACUAAAGAUUGUUUAAUGGACUUUUGAACAAGCCAAUCAAAAAGAUAAUUGUUUACAGCUUUUUGACUGUAGGGUGCCAGCAGUAUUACUGUAAGUCUGGAAGUUAAGUGUGUAAAGUACAAGGAGGUAUCACUGUCAUUAUUUACAAGUCUUAUUUCUAACAUGUAUAGAGUGUACAUACAGUACAGUCUUACUGUUGAUGCAUAAGGAUGAUUGUAGCACUUAUUAUGUCUUAUAUUGUACUUUGCCUGUGCUGAAUAUCCACUCAACACACUGUGGUCUCCUCAGUAUUGUAGUGCCUGACCUCUGACCUCUAAACACUGUUUGGAGGAGUGUGUUUGUCUUCUAUUUUCAGUGUGUGUGUGGGUGUGUGUGGGUGUGUGUGUGUCCUGCACACUAUACUGUAGGAAACCCUCACACAAAAUGUAAAGAUCUUUACAGCGUCUCCUCUGAAAAGAAUCGAUGUGGUGCAUAUAGUGUGUUUCAUCUCCAAGCAUUUCCUUCAGCCAGAGUCUUGUCAGACAUCCUGCGGACAGACGUGAAACCUGCACUGGGCUUUAAUCCAGCUGGGAGUCAGACAGUGUCACGGUCCACCGGAGGCAUCUCAAGACAGCUGAAGUCAGAAGACUUGAAGUAACUGUAUUUUAUUAUGAAUAUUGUGAAAUGAGUAGCGACUUUUGUGGGAAUAUUAUUUUUGAAUAGUGGGUGUGUGGCACAGAUAAAAUAAACCUGUUUUUCAAAUGAA
Centropristis striata (black sea bass) is the source of this 8178-nucleotide messenger RNA. RefSeq names its product bromodomain adjacent to zinc finger domain protein 2B-like. The record is from RefSeq and is a predicted model, not a curated record. Gene Ontology annotation, molecular function: DNA binding; protein binding. Lineage: Eukaryota; Metazoa; Chordata; Actinopteri; Perciformes; Serranidae. The transcript is spliced from 39 exons. The coding region runs from base 277 to 7023 and encodes 2248 amino acids.